Molecule: messenger RNA, 1207 nt
Organism: Cornus florida
Lineage: Eukaryota; Viridiplantae; Streptophyta; Magnoliopsida; Cornales; Cornaceae
Product: protein LIGHT-DEPENDENT SHORT HYPOCOTYLS 4-like
Exons: 1
Coding region: 9-686 (225 amino acids)
Biological process (GO): response to light stimulus; mRNA transcription
Cellular component (GO): nucleus
Source: RefSeq, a predicted model, not a curated record
UUAUAUAUAUGUUACACAAUUCUCACGGCACUUGCCCAAAAUCAUUUCUUGUGCAAAAAAAAAAUUCUCCAAAAAUUUCUUUAACCAAAGAAACAAACCAACAAACUCCAAGAUCCCAUAACAUGUCAGCCGCAGCCGCUGCUGCCGCCGCAGCUGCCAACGCAAGCCGGUACAACUCCAGAAACACAACCACCACCAGUUCAACCUCCCAAUACAGCGUCAACAACCACCACCACCACCACCAAUUAUCACUAUUCCCACCACCCCUGCGGUCACCGCAGCUGAGCCGUUACGAGGCCCAGAAGCGCCGUGACUGGAUCAUGUUCAGGCAGUACCUGCGCAACCACCAGCCACCACUCGCUCUCUCCCUGAUCAGCGGGUCCCACGUGCUCGAAUUCCUCCGCUACCUGGACCAAUUCGGAAAGACCAAGGUUCACAGCAGUAACUGCAUCUUCUUCGGCCACCUCCACCCGCCGGCACCGUGUCCAUGCCCUGUCCGCCAAGCCUGGGGAAGCCUCGAUGCGCUGGUCGGCCGCCUACGCGCUGCCUUUGAGGAGAGUGGCGGACGGCCGGAGACGAACCCGUUUGGGGCACGCGCCGUCCGGAUUUAUCUGAGGGAAGUGAGGGACAGUCAGGCUAAUGCUAGAGGGACUGAUUAUGAGAAAAAGAAGAGGAAGAAGCCGUAACAAAUUCAAAUUUAGUGGGUACGUCAGUAGCCUCAGAUAGUUGGGAUCCAUACAGAUGCUGUACCACGUCCCACGUCCUCAGACGUGUGAUGUUUGUGAGCCGUCGCAGUACUACAGAGAAUGGGGAUCCUUGUUCCAGAUAUGGUAGUGUCGGGUCAGUUACAGUCUUUUUGAUCAACUGGAUGUUGGUCAUGUCCAAUCUUUUUAUCUGAACCCAAUGAAGCUCUGGUGAUGGCGGGUUCAUCUGAUCAUGCUGGGAGUUCCAUGAUUUUUCCAUCUUCACAGAACUAGAUAAAGUAUUAUUACUCGUUGCUAUAUAUAUAUGAAACUGUUGUUUGUUAUUAAAUUUGAUCUUGCUUAUGGUUUACUUUACCCUGUUUUGUUUGAGAGUCAAGUCGUUGAUUUGGUGCUCUAAGAUAUGUUUGUGAGGUAAGGAAGACGAUAGGGAGGGUUGAUCUUAUCUCUUCCUUUUCGAAGCUUUUGUGUGGAUAGCAAAUAAGAGAAAUGGUUCUUUUACAUUA